This is a messenger RNA of Neoarius graeffei (lesser salmon catfish), 1092 nucleotides long. Its product is annotated as hydroxylysine kinase-like. NCBI's taxonomy places the organism in Eukaryota, Metazoa, Chordata, Actinopteri, Siluriformes, Ariidae. The transcript has 4 exons. Bases 1 to 1092 code for a protein of 363 amino acids. Gene Ontology annotation, molecular function: amino acid kinase activity. The record is from RefSeq and is a predicted model, not a curated record.
AUGUUAACGAAAGAGUCCAAGCCAAACCUGAGCCAUUCUCAGGUGACCGAAAUCACUGCACAUCUUUUUGGUUUAACUGUAUCCACCAUACACCCUCUGCCCAGUUAUGAUGAUCAGAACUUCCACUUGGUGUGUGUGGACACUGGAGAGUUUGUGUUGAAGGUCAUGAAUACUUUCGACAGUGUGAAUGUGAAGCUGCUUGAGGUGCAGACACACAGCAUGAAUUUCCUGAAGCAGAAUGGACUUCCAGCUCAGACAGCUCUACGCACCGUCAGAGGGGAGCUCAUGGCUCUAGAGGAGAUUGAUUGUGGAUAUGGCCUGCAGAAAUAUCUGGUGCGUUUGUUGACAUACCUGCCUGGAACCCCAUUGGCUAAAAUCACCUGCACACCACAGCUACUAUAUAAAAUGGGGAAAAUGGCUGCCACGCUGGACCAGAUUUUAUUCCAGAUGGAGCAUGAGAACCUUGAUGUUCUUCAGAGGGAGAAUUUCAUCUGGAAUUUGUCCCAUGUUCCUCUGAUAAACAAUCAUCUCAAUGUGUUGGAUGGAGAUCCGUUGCAGCGCAUCAUUAGAGGAGUCCUUGAUCAGUACCAAAAUCAAGUGGUACCAAAACUCCCCUCCUUCCGCAAGUGUAUAAAUCAUGGAGAUCUGAAUGAUUACAACAUCCUCGUGGAGCCAGAUGGACCAUCUGGUUAUACGAUCAGUGGGAUUCUGGACUUCUGCGAUAUGAGCAGCGGUUAUUUCGUGUUCGAGCUGGCGAUCAUGAUCAUGUACAUGAUGAUCGAGAGCAAAAAUCCACUAGGGGUCGGGGCUCCAGUGAUCGCAGGGUUUGAAAGUGUCUUUCCUCUGAACACUGAUGAAAGAGAUGCUUUGUAUACCCUAGUGCUGAGUCGAUUCUCGCAGUCACUGGUUUACGCACGUGCUAUGGUUCUCCAGCAGCCAGAAAACAAAGAGUACCUGAUGAUCACAGCAAAAACAGGAGUUAGAAUCCUCCAACUUCUGUGGGAAAAAGGGAAAGAGGAAGUGGAGAAAAUGUGGUUUGAAGGUCCUGAAAAUAUCUCAGUGCUGUCUGUUAAUGGAAACCCUAAACACUAA